CAACCCCCUCCCCUAACCCUACCCCCACCCCUGCUCCCAUGUGCGUAGACCCUUGCUGUUUGGUCCCCACUGCUGGACUGUUGGCACCCCCUGCAGCUGGGCACAUGGAAGGGCAUGAGGCCCCAGCCCCGCUAGACCUGAGGAUGAGGCGGGUGGCAGGGGAUCAGCAACAGCAGGAGGAGGAGGAGGCGGAUGAGGGCGACUCCCACAGGCGGCUGGGCUGCAGGAGGAGGCUGAGGAGCCCCCAGGACAAGGGGCAGGCAGAACGCUUGGGUGGCGGAGGGGGCAAGGAUGCCCCCCGAGCAGAAUGGGCCCGCCCGACCACCCCAGAGGGAGCGGCCACCCAGCGGGCGGACAGGCUGGGCAUCUCCCUGCCCCCCAGGAAGAGACCCUACCGCGAGGCGGACCAGGGGAAGUACCCCAAGCUGGAGGAUAGGGAGAGCGUGCUGCCUCUUGCAGUCGAACAGCUGGAGCCCCCCAGGAUGAAAUCCGAGCCGGAAGAGUUGCCCAUCUGCCGGAGCAGGCCGAGGACCCCGUUCCUGGUUCCCGCUGCCAAUGGAUACCCUCUAGUAGAGUCUGUCUACCUGCCCUACGCACUCCAGCUCCCAUACUAUCCAGGAGUGAGCCUGCCAUCCUCAUCCUUCCCCAUCUGCCCCGUGCCGACGCACCCUCUGCCCCUUGGGGCUGUCCCCAGCGCUUACCACCCUGGAACGUGCUGCAUUGUCCACUCGCAGGAGGAGAUGCUGUCCUCUGACAUCGCCAUGGCCACCAGGCAGGAUGAAGAUGGGGACACGCCUCUGCACAUUGCUGUGGUCCAGGAGGACAGGGCUAUGGUGGAAAAGCUCAUCCACCUCCUGCAGCUGGGGAGAAAGGACCUGGAUAUUUACAACAACCUGAGGCAGACUCCUUUACACUUGGCAGUCAUCACCAAACAGCCCACCAUCAUCAGCCAGCUGAUGGCCAAUGGGGCCUCAAGCACAUCACUUGACCGUAACGGGCAAACAGCAGCGCAUUUGGCCUGUGAGCACAGCAGCCUGGAAUGCCUGCGGGCACUCCUGGCCGGAGGCCAUGAGCGGGUGGACCUGGAAAUCCGGAAUUACGAAGGUUACACUCCCUUACAUGUCUCAGUGAUCAGCUACCAAAAGGAAAUCGUUGAAUUUCUCCUGGACCAGGGCGCCGACAUCGACGCUGUGGAUAUUAAGAGCGGGAAGACACCACUGGUUCACGCAGUCGAGAAUAAUUCCAUAGACAUGGUCACGCUUCUCCUGCAGCAUGGGGCCAAUGUGAACCUACAGACAUAUUCGGGGAACACGGCUCUGCAUUGCUGUAGCGGACGGGGCUUCCUGGAGAUUGUGAAGGUUUUGCUGAAGAAUGGAGCUGACAGCAGCGUUAAAAACUGUCACAAUGACACCUCCCUCAUGGUAGCCAAGAACAAAAAGGUCAUUGAUGUUCUCCGUGGGAAGGCGUGUCGGACCCUUCCGCAGCUUCCUCCCGGUCAGCGGACUCCAUGCAGCGUGAUAAAGGAGUGUCUCUCUCCAGGAAGUGAGUCAAGCUCACCGCUGUCCAGCGCGCACGCUGUGCAUUGCCCCUCGCCCGGGGCCUACGUGAAGGUAUCACCGCAGCCGAUGGACACCUCCAGCCCCCCUCUCUCGCACCGGCCCCCCGAGGCCCAGGUGUCCUCCUGGAGGAGGUCGCCCCCAGCCGGUGUCGCCACGAGGAGCCAGCCCGAGACGGCGGCAGAACAUGUUCGGGCACUGGCUCCUUUCGGGCCGGGCGAGGGGGCAGAUUGCCGGGCCCGAUUCGACACCCCGAGGGCGGGGUCCGGCCCUGGGCGCUAUCCACCGCAGCCUUGGGGGCUGUGCUGCCCGGUGGUGGGCAGGGCCUCUCCGUCUGCCUUCCGGAUGAUGAGGGAGGAGGCGCUGAGAUUCACAGCUCUCCGGCCUGCCUCCCUGCACCUACUUGCUCCUCCUGGGCCCGAGGCAGAUGCCCACUUACCUCACCCUCCCUACCGAGAGCCAGCAAAGCACUUCAGGGGGGUGUGGCUCGAUCUACAGAACGGACCCUGCAGCCAAAAUGGCGACUCCAUGAACGUCAACGGCGAUUCUGACGCUGUGGUGGGGAAAGGCGAGAGCUGACACAAAGCCAAGGACUAAUGAACUGUGCUGUAAAUAUUAUUGAUUGCAUUGGACUAUCUGCUAGUGUCAUCCAUGGCAAAUGCAGAUGGCGGCCUGGUGGGCUCCACGGCCCUUGAUGUACAAACUCCUGCGAGUGGACGCAGUUUUAUCUCUCCCGAAAUAAAUU
Stegostoma tigrinum is the source of this 2301-nucleotide messenger RNA. RefSeq names its product B-cell lymphoma 3 protein-like. Gene Ontology annotation, molecular function: protein binding. The record is from RefSeq and is a predicted model, not a curated record. The transcript has 9 exons. NCBI's taxonomy places the organism in Eukaryota, Metazoa, Chordata, Chondrichthyes, Orectolobiformes, Stegostomatidae. Bases 39 to 2135 code for a protein of 698 amino acids.